AUGAAAGCCGGAGAAAAAUUCCAUCUAAUUGGUAAUAGCAAGACAACCCAGAAAAAUGUUGUUAUGCAGUUGUUGAACAAUGUUGAGGUAGGUGUUUUUUUAUACCAUAAAGUUUUGUUAGUAUGAUCUUGGGUACUAUAACACACUUUAAAGCUAGGCGUUGGGGAUUUGGGCUAAGGCUCUAGGCUAGGGCUCUGGUCUAGGGCUCUGGGUUAUGACUCUGGGCUAGGGCUUCGGCUAGGACUCUGGGCUAGGGCUUUGGGCGAGGGCUCUGGGCUAGGGUUCUGGGCUAGGGCUUAUUUUUUUCCAAGAGAUACCCCCGUCUACCCUUUCUCUAGGCUCUCAACCUCCCUUAUAUCAAUAUCUUUAGGGCGACGUAGAGACAGGAGACCCAAGUGCUGUAAUGGAAACACCUUUUCAUGUUAAUGUAUGCUUUCAAACUCAGGACGGAAGACCUGAGUUUCAAUAUUUGUUUGCGUGGAAACGAAAAGGUGGCAGUUGGGACAAAGUCAUACCUGUACCAUCAGCUUUGAGAGCCCAUCAACCUUAUCAUUUUACAAUUGGCAAAACUAGCGACGGAUUUGAGUUUCAUGUGAAUGGAACAUUUAUACAGAAAAUUAGGUGAGUGUUACCUAUUAGAUGGUCCAAGUAUUAUUGAUCACUUUUAAUAGACUAACUUCUUAAAUCCUUUUUUACAGUAAUCCUUACACUUCACAUUGCACUGGAGGGAUUGAUAUAUCUUCUUCUUACGUUGAAAGAGCAUGGAAGGAUAAUGAUAAAGGCUGCACAGUGCCAGAGGCUGGCUUUGACUCCGAAUCGGACGAUGAUUCAGAUGAAGAGUUUGACUGGAACAAGUACGGUGAUGAAGUUUUUUAA
Messenger RNA from Bursaphelenchus okinawaensis, 876 nucleotides. The record is from the annotation of a GenBank genome assembly. NCBI's taxonomy places the organism in Eukaryota, Metazoa, Nematoda, Chromadorea, Rhabditida, Aphelenchoididae.